GUUUUAGAUGCACCUUUCUUACCUUGCGAUAUUUAUGAUGUAAAGAAAGAAGUGGAAUUAGGAAGUUCGGUAGAGUCCAAUGGUGAGGAUGUUAUUCAUGAGGCUUACAAGGAGCCUUAUUCCGAAUGUCCAAAGCAAAAGAAAGCUCAUCCGAAUUUGAUCAUUAAGUUCAAGUCCCUUGAGAAUGAGAGGGAUAAUUUAAAGAGUGAGCUUAGUAAUGAAAAAUUAUCCUUGAAGUACAAGUUUGGAUUUGGCGAACAAGAGUUCCACAAUGCGCAUGAGAGUAGGAAAGUUCUAGAGGCAAAAAUAGUGAAGCAUGAGCAAGACCAAAUUGAGUCUAAGGAUCUUUCCAAUAGGCUCUUCCCUAGGAUCGAAAAAAACUUGAUAAAUUGUUGUAUAUACGGAAUGAUGUAG
Messenger RNA from Ilex paraguariensis (yerba mate), 414 nucleotides. Lineage: Eukaryota; Viridiplantae; Streptophyta; Magnoliopsida; Aquifoliales; Aquifoliaceae. The record is from the annotation of a GenBank genome assembly.